Molecule: messenger RNA, 1909 nt
Organism: Dermatophagoides farinae (American house dust mite)
Lineage: Eukaryota; Metazoa; Arthropoda; Arachnida; Sarcoptiformes; Pyroglyphidae
Source: RefSeq, a predicted model, not a curated record
CAUCAACAUCAUCGAUGGAUUAUAUCAAUCAAUCAAUAUAUAUGGUUUCAAUAUGGUGGUGUUUGUUGUAUAUCUUGAUUUUUUUUUCUCACUUCAUGUUUCGAAUGUGUGUGUGUGUGUGUGUGUACUGGUAUUUUGGGUGGCUAUUUAGACCUGUGAUGCUGACAUGAUUCCAAUCAUUCAUUAUUUGUAUAUUCAAUGUAGAAGGACAUGCCGUAUGUUUAUAAAAAAAUCGAAUCGAAUCGAAUCGAAUGUGUAUGUGUUUCGAAUAAUUUUUAUGCAAUUUUAAUUGAUUAACCAAUUCAUUAAUUAAUAACCAAUCAUCACUAUAUAAAUACCUGGGUAGGUGACGAAAGAUUUUUCUUUUCUUUUUUCUUUUUUUUUGGCGGGCAAAAAUGAAUUGUCUCAAGGAUUGUCACGAUUCGUUGCAAACAACACAGCAACAGCAACAACAACAACAACAAACGCGAUUUGAAUCGGUCGAACGCCCAUUCAUAAUACGUGGCCUAUUGAAUGAUAAAUGGCCAUGUAUUCAAUGGACAUUGAAUGAAUGGGCAGAUAAUUGUCACCAUGAAACAAAGUUUAAAUUUCGUGUCCAUCGAAAACAAUCAUCGAAAAAAUAUGAUGAUAAUAAUAAAAUUAUUAAAAUUGAUGAUGAAAUUUUUUCUCAUCAACGAUCAUUAUUAGAAUCAUCUACUACUUUUGAUGAUGAUGAUGAUGAUGAUGAUGACAAUAAUGGCUAUUGGGAAAAUGAAGCCAUCGAUACGAUUACGGCUACAAUGGGAGAAUUUAUUGAUUUUAUCAAAAUGAAAACAAAGAAUGAAAAAAAUUAUCAUUCUACAAUGAAUCCAUUUGAAAAAUAUUCAUCAAUAAAUGAAUAUUGUUUCUAUAGUUCAUAUAAUCAUAUUGAUGAAAUGAUGGAUCAAAAAAGUCACCAGACUCUAUCCAAUGUUAUCCAAUGGAAUAAUUUAGGUCUAUUCGAAUCGAAUGGACCGAUGAUGAAUCAAAAAUUUUCAACGACUAUUUGGAUCGGUACGACCAAAUCCUGUACACCAUGCCAUCAGGAUACAUAUGGCUAUAAUUUUGUUGGACAAUUAUAUGGAAGAAAACAAUGGAUUCUUUUUCCACCAACGGAUGCCGCUGUGUUAUAUCCAACCAGAAUUCCAUAUGAAGAAUCGUCUAUAUUUAGUCAAAUAAAUUUUAAACAUAUUGAUUUGAACAAAUUUCCAUUAUUUAAACAAUGUAGGCCAUAUAUAAUUGAACUUAAACCAGGUGACCUAUUACAUGUUCCACAUCAUUGGUGGCAUUAUGUUGAAAAUUUAGAUCAAUGUAAUAACAAUGAAGAUAAUGAUCAGGUAUCCAUUUCGGUUAAUGUAUGGAUUGAUCCGACAUCCUUGAAGCCAACUACUACUGUUGAUGAUGAUGAUGAUAAUAUGGUUGCUACUAUUAAUCGACGUGAUCAUAUUCAAGAAUGUAUUACACAAUUAUUAUUUGAUUCAUUACAUCGAUCGAUUGGUUUUUCCAAUGAAAAAUGGUUAAAUUCUUUGAAUGUUCAUCCAUUACCGGCGAAUGAAUUAUUACAAACAUUGAAUCAUUUAAUCGGACAACAUCAUGCAGACGAUUGUCAUCAUAAAUAUCGAAAACCAGUCGAACUUCAGGUUGAAUAUUUGAAUGAAACCAAUGUCAAACAUUUAUCUUCACGACUGGCAAUGACGAAACAAAGAAAAAUUGUAAAAAUGACAAAAAUAUCUAACAUCUAAAGAUAUUGUAGAUCGAAUACUUGAUCCAGAUGUUAUUGAUUGUAUUGUGAAUAAAUUAUUAUUGAAUUGAAAUUGAAUAAAUGAUGAUUUUUUUUCAAAAAAAAUUUUUUCUCGUAACGUCAUUUAUGAACAAACUGUAAAUUUUUUUU